Messenger RNA from Impatiens glandulifera, 913 nucleotides. RefSeq names its product protein SYM1-like. The coding region runs from base 85 to 765 and encodes 226 amino acids. The record is from RefSeq and is a predicted model, not a curated record. Lineage: Eukaryota; Viridiplantae; Streptophyta; Magnoliopsida; Ericales; Balsaminaceae. The transcript is spliced from 3 exons. Gene Ontology annotation, cellular component: membrane; cytoplasm.
UUGCGGGACAUCAUCGGAGAACAGAUUCAAAAGUCUGUAUUUUCAUGAAUCCUGCUAAAUUCUUAAUCCUCUAAACCCUAAAAGAUGCUAAAUAUAUGGAGAUGGUACCAGAAUUGCUUAUCAGUUCAUCCAGUGAGAACUCAGGUGGCCACCUCCGGCAUUCUUUGGGCCGCCGGAGAUAUCGUUGCUCAAUCCAUGAUUUCCUUCUCCGCCGCCAAAAGGCGCAACCUUUGUAUCUCCGCCGCCACGUCGUAUACGACAGAUGGAGAAGAUAACUUCCUGCAGAUUGACUGGAAACGAGUGGCUGUAACAAGCAUGUUCGGUUUUGGUUUCAUUGGACCAACCGGUCACCUAUGGUAUGAAUGGUUGGACCAAUUUAUGAGGCUAAGGCUUAAUCUACAAGCCAGGUCGGUUCAAUUCGUGGUUUGUAAAGUUGCAAUGGAUAGCCUAAUUUUCGGGCCCUUGAGUUUGUUGGCGUUCUUAACAUACAUGGGUUUUUCAUCCGGUAAGAAUACAAGUAUUUAUGAAGUGAAGGAAAGUGUUAAGAGGGAUUUCAUGCCUGCAUUGAUAUUGGAAGGUGGUGUAUGGCCUUUUAUCCAAAUGGUAAACUUUGGAUUUGUUCAUGUGAGAUACCAACUCCUUUAUGUGAACUUGUUUUGCUUGUUGGAUAGUGUCUUUUUGUCGUGGAUGGAACAACAAAAAGAUGUUGCUUGGAAACAACGGUUUGUAAACUCUCUGCGUUUAAAGGGAAUAAAAAAACCAUGAUAGGGAUCACGACAAACCUUCUAAUUUGUAAAAGAUCAUUCUAAUUUUGAUUGUAGUAGCCAACCCUACCCUAUGUUAUGAGGAAUUUGUGUAUAUUGUAGGAAAGUUUUCGAGUUUCAUUAGAAUCACUUGUGAAAUUCAUUUGUGA